AUGGCGAACAAGAUGUCCAUGGUCAAAAUAGCCGUCCUCGGCGAGGGCGGCGUUGGCAAGACCUCCCUGACCAUCCAGAUGUCGCACCAACAUUUCGUUGAGGAGUACGACCCCACACUAGAGGACUCGUACAGGAGACAGUGCGUCGUCGAUGACGAAGCAUGCCUGUUGGAGAUCCUCGACACGGCCGGGCAGGAAGAGUUCACCGCGCUGCGGGAACAAUGGAUACGCGACAGCGAGCUCUUCCUGAUCGUCUACAGCGUCACAUAUCGCCCCAGUUUCGAGGCCGUGCAGAAGGUGUUCGAGCAAGUCUUGAGCACGAAGGAGAGGUACUCCGCGCCGGGUGGCUUCGACGCCUCUCUCGUCGUCCUGGUCGGGAACAAGUCAGAUCUGGACCACAAGAGGACCGUGGGCAUCAGCGAAGGGAGGAUGCUGGCCAAGAAGCUGGGCUGCGGCUUCAUCGAGACCAGCGCAAAGACCCGGACCAACGUCGAAGAGGCCUUCUACAAGGUCAUACGCGCCGACCGCAAGCGCAAACGAGAUAUAAGGGAGCGCGAAGACAGCCGCCACAAGUCCGACUUAGCAGACCUGGGCAUCGACCCACCCAAGACGAAGAAGAGCUUUUUCAAGAGGAUUUUGAAUCGCAGUUGA
Diaporthe citri is the source of this 651-nucleotide messenger RNA. RefSeq lists its product as uncharacterized. Gene Ontology annotation, molecular function: GTPase activity; GDP binding; GTP binding. Bases 1 to 651 code for a protein of 216 amino acids. The transcript is spliced from 2 exons. Lineage: Eukaryota; Fungi; Ascomycota; Sordariomycetes; Diaporthales; Diaporthaceae. Gene Ontology annotation, biological process: signal transduction. Gene Ontology annotation, cellular component: plasma membrane. The record is from RefSeq and is a predicted model, not a curated record.